Molecule: messenger RNA, 1833 nt
Organism: Phragmites australis (common reed)
Lineage: Eukaryota; Viridiplantae; Streptophyta; Magnoliopsida; Poales; Poaceae
Product: retrovirus-related Pol polyprotein from transposon TNT 1-94
Exons: 1
Coding region: 1-1833 (610 amino acids)
Molecular function (GO): nucleic acid binding; zinc ion binding
Source: RefSeq, a predicted model, not a curated record
AUGUUCUACAGCGGGUCAGUGAGCCCACCGCGAUCACCGGCCUUGAAGAAGUUCAAGCCGAACCCCAAGAAGCCAUUGGAGAAGAGGAUGGGGAGCGGCAGCGACAAGGCGGCGCAGGAGGCGGCGAUGGAGCGCGCGAUGAAUGAGGCGGCGGGGAAUCUCACCUGGCCGAUGCUGACCCGCACCAAUUACCAUGAAUGGUCACUGCUUAUGCAGAUGAAUCUGGAGGGUAUGCGGUUGUGGGAUGCGAUCGAGUCAUCUACGGUGGAGAGGCGGCAGGAUCGCCUAGCCCUGGCCGCGGUGAUACGCGGCGUUCCAAAAGAGCUGCACGCUAGGCUCGCGGCGAAGAAGAGUGCGAAGGAGGCCUGGGAGGCGGUGAAGACGAUGCGGCUGGGGGCGGAUCGAGUCAAGGAAGUGAACGCUCAGAAACUCCUGAGGGAGUUUGAGACGAUCGCGUUCCAUGAAGGGGAGACCGUCGAAGAUUUCGCCGUCCGCAUCACCGACAUCGCCACAAAUCUGCAGGCUCUCGGUGAAACCAGCGUUGACGACACCAGGGUCGUGAAGAAGUUCCUUCGUGUCAUCCCGGCACGCUACAACCAGGUGGCGGUCGCGAUCAAAAUGUUUUGCGACAUGAAGACGUUGACGAUCGAAGAACUCGUGGGGCGACUCCGAGCUGCUGAGGAUCGGUUCGAGCCCACGGUGGUUCAGGUAACUGACAAGGCCGGUCGGCUUCUGCUAACCGAGGAAGACUGGGCAGCAAGGAACAAGCAUCGCCUCCAGUCUGAGUCGUCGUCAUCCGGCGGCAAGAGUGGUGCACACUCCGGCGACAAGGGGAAGGCCGCAGCGCGCGGCGACUCCGGCGUCAAACUUACGUCGAUGGGAACACCACGACGCAAGGGGAGGUGCAAGAACUGCGGCAUCUAUGGCCACUGGGCCAAGGAGUGCAAAAAGCCGAAGAAGGAGAAGGAGCGGCAGGAGGCCGCUCAUGUGGCGAAGGCCGACGUCGAGCAGCCGGCACUGCUGCUGACGGAGGUCUGCAGCGUCGUGCACACCUCUCCGACGCAGAGCGUGUUCCUGAAUCAGGAACGCGUGUUCCCGGGGGAGUACGAUGAAGGCGUCUGGAUCCUCAACACGGGCGCAACAAACCAUAUGACGGGGUGCCGUGAGGCGCUGACGUCACUCGACGAGACGGUGCAUGGCGCCGUUCGCUUCGGAGAUGGCUCCAAGGUGGAGAUCCGCGGCCUCGGCGCCGUGAUGGUCUCAGGCAAGAACCAAGAACACAGGGUUCUGACAGAGGUAUAUUACAUUCCAUCGCUGAAAUGCAAUAUCAUUAGUCUUGGACAAUUGGAAGAGGGAGGAUGCAGAAUUGAGAUCGACAAAGGCGUCCUGCAAGUGCUCGAUCAGGAAAGAGCAGUCCUGGUACGGGCGACGCGCGAGAAUAGGCUGUACACCAUGAAGCCUACCCUGUGCGCGCCAGUCUGUCUGCUGUCCAAGAUGGAAGAAGAAGCAUGGCUUUGGCAUGCUCGAUAUGGGCAUCUGAACUUCCGGUCUCUAUGGGACUUGGGAGUGAAGGAGAUGGUUGAAGGCAUACCUCUGAUCCGGCGAGGCGAACAGGUGUGUGAUGGCUGCGCACUUGGGAAGCAGCACCGCACGCCGUUCCCACAGACCUCGGCGUACCGCGCAGAGCGCGGACUGGAGCUAUUCCAUGGCGACCUGUGCGGCCACAUCUCUCCACCGACUCCAGGAGGGAAAUCAUUUUUCCUCCUCAUCGUGGAUGACUACAGCAGGUUCAUGUGGCUCGAGCUGCUGACAACUAAGGACGAGGCGUUUUAG